GCAGCAAGCGCGCAUGUGCCACAGACAAUCUUCCCCACGCCCAUCCGAGACGUUUACUUCAAAUUUCCGCAUUUUAUGCUAAAAGACAAGUAGCAACGUUGAACUUAUACUCCUUUGGACUUUAGUCGUAUUCGCUGUUAUUUGAGUGGCAAUGGCCAGACUUCUUCUGAGGGCGAACCUGAGGAGAUGCGUCGCUUCUCAGAUCAGAAUGGCAUCUGAUCAGCUUGGUGAGAUGGGCAAGGGAGCAGGAAAAGGUGGUGGUGGAGGAGGCUCUGUGAGAGAGGCAGGAGGUGCAUUUGGAAAGAGGGAAGCAGCAGAAGAGGAGCGGUACUUCAGGCAGAAGGAGAAGGAGCAGAUGGAAGCACUAAGGAAGCAUCACACGGAGGAGAUCGAGCACCACAAAAAGGAGAUUGAACGCCUACAGAAGGAGAUCGACCGCCACAAGGGCAAAAUUAGAAAGCUCAAACAUGACGACUGAACUAGAGAAGCUUGUUGUUGUUUGUCCUUAGAGUCCAAACAUCCAAUCAACAAGUUAAUGGUUAUUAGGUAUUGAUUAUUCUGCUGAUUUAAGCAAGUCCUCUCUGGGGUCAUACAGACAUUAUACCUUUAAAAAAUAAAGUGAUUAAUUUUCACAUUUAAUGAGAA
Molecule: messenger RNA, 645 nt
Organism: Archocentrus centrarchus (flier cichlid)
Lineage: Eukaryota; Metazoa; Chordata; Actinopteri; Cichliformes; Cichlidae
Gene: atp5if1a
Product: ATP synthase inhibitory factor subunit 1a
Exons: 3
Coding region: 152-478 (108 amino acids)
Biological process (GO): negative regulation of ATP-dependent activity
Cellular component (GO): mitochondrion
Molecular function (GO): ATPase inhibitor activity
Source: RefSeq, a predicted model, not a curated record